This is a messenger RNA of Hirundo rustica (Barn swallow), 2237 nucleotides long. It is a transcript of the gene SYNC, whose product is annotated as syncoilin, intermediate filament protein. Bases 113 to 1750 code for a protein of 545 amino acids. The record is from RefSeq and is a predicted model, not a curated record. NCBI's taxonomy places the organism in Eukaryota, Metazoa, Chordata, Aves, Passeriformes, Hirundinidae. Gene Ontology annotation, cellular component: intermediate filament. The transcript has 4 exons.
GGCAGCGCCCGCAGCUGGCACUGCAGGCGGUGGCCGGGGGAAGCGGCUGCUCCGGGGAAUCUGAUUUCCAGCCCUGUUUAUUAAUAACCCCUCUCCGCCCCAUGCUCAGCCCAUGUGCAGCGCAGAGCCCGCGGCGCUGGGCUCCAGGGGAGGAAGGGACCUGAUGGCGCAGCCCGAGCCCCCUCCAGAGCCGCAGCUGGAUGAAGCCGGAGCGUCCCCAGCCCCACAGGGAGCAGCUGAAGGAGCUGCUCCACACCCAGAAUGUCCCCACACCCCGCCGGAGCCAGCGGGGAACGGAUCCAAAGCCCUGCACAGGGGCAGCCCAGACCCCAGCAGGGAUCCCUCCUUGGAGCAAAGGGCACCAGGGACGCAGCUGGAUGAGGACGCAGGCGGGGCUGGGAUCCCGCUGGAUGGGGACGUGGCCGGAAUCCCGCUGGACGUGGAUGCAGAUGGGACAGGAAUCCCACUGGCCAUGGACGCAGACAGCCUAGAGAUUCCGCUGGACGUGGAUGAAGGUGGGACGGGGAUCCCAGCGGAUGUGGAUGCGGCAGGAGUCCCGCUGGACGUGGAUGAAGGUGGGACGGGGAUCCCAGCGGAUGUGGAUGCAGCAGGAGUCCCGCUGGACGUGGAUGAAGGUGGGAUGGGGAUCCCAGCGGAUGUGGAAGCGGCAGGAAUCCCGCUGGACGUGGAUGAAGGUGGGAUGGGGAUCCCAGCAGCCAUGGACACAGAAGGGGCAGGGAUCCCAGCCGACGCAGUUGGGGCAGGAAUCCCACUGGACAUGGACACAGAGGGAGCAGGCAGCCCUCUGGACGCUGAUGCCACAGAGCACCAGUGCCUGACCCUGGAAGAGCUGGGCAAUUACUUCCAGGAGUGCAUCGAGAUCGUGGAGCAGCUGGAGAGGGAGAGGGACAGCCUGAUCGCCGAGCUGGCCCAGCUGCGCGAGCCGGCGCUGCGGGAGAUCCGCCACGCGCACGAGGAGAUUCAGGCGGCCUGCAGGCUGCUGGCCAAGGUGGAGCUGGAGAGGGACAACCUGCGCGACGAGAUCCGGCAGAUCAAGCAGAAGCUCUUCAAGGUGACCAAGGAGUGCGUGGCCUGCCAGUACCAGCUGGAGAGCCGGCGGCACGACCUCUCGCAGCACGCCGCCUACCAGGGCGAGCUGGAGAGCCAGGCCGGGCAGCUCUCGGGAGAACUGUCCCAGCUGAAGGAGACCUGCGAGAAGGAGAAGGAAGUCCUGAGGCAGCGCCUGGAGGCUCCUCCGUGCCGCCAGGACAACCUGUACCUCCAGGAGAGCCGCCGGCUUUCCGCGGAGUUCGAGAGCUUCGUGGCCGAGAGCCGGCGGGGGCUGGAGGAGCACUACGAGCCGCAGCUGCUGCGGCUGCUGGAGCGGCGCGAGGCCGGGGCCAAGGCGCUGCAGGAGAUGCAGGGAGAGAUCCAGGGCAUGAAGGAAGCGCUGAGGCCCUUGCAGGGCGAGGUCAGCCGGCUGAGGCUGCAGAACCGCAGCCUGGAGGAGCAGAUUGUGCUGGUCAAGCAGAAAAGGGAUGAGGAGGUCGGGCAGUACCGGGAGCAGGUGGAGGAGCUGGAGGACAGGCUGAAGGAGCUCAAGAACGGGGUCCAGCUCCAGCAGCGCAAGAACCAGGAGCUGGAGGAGCUCAGGACCAGCCUCCACCGGGAGCUCUCCAUCUACAAGAGCUGCUUAGAAAUCUACGGCCACCUCUGCAAAUCGGAAGAAAAAGCAGAGCAGGACUGUUAAAACCGCGGAAUUUUCCUCAUUGUAGCAAAAACCAGAUACAAGAGAUGUCUCCUCCUGCUGCUUUUACCCUGCCUGAUGUGCAGCAGCUGCCUGGAGCUGGGAAUUCCAGACAAUUCCUUUCCCUGGGGAUUUCCCCAGGUGCUGCUGCUGCUCUUGUAGUAAAACUGCUUUUCCCCAGAGGAGCAUCUUUGUACUGAACAAUGGAUAUGGAUGAAGAAUAACUGAUGUUUUGCUGUGUUUGGGAAAACGUCGUCUUGUUCCAGAUUUGUUUAAGCCUGCACUGAAAGUUCUGGAAGCUGUUGGUAGAGGGGGCUUGACUUUUUAAAGUUUACAUGCAAGAGAAGCUUUCUCCUUUGAAGAGGAUUUUCUUUUGUAUUUCAAGAGUUUCUGCUGUACUGGGACAUGCUCCACAGAAACGAGGUGGUGGGGAAGAGGUUUCCACUUUAAAUCGAGUCUCACACUGAAAAUAAAAGUCAGAGUUUAAGGA